Messenger RNA from Ailuropoda melanoleuca (giant panda), 6215 nucleotides. It is a transcript of the gene CASD1, whose product is annotated as CAS1 domain sialic acid O acetyltransferase 1. Bases 35 to 2404 code for a protein of 789 amino acids. The record is from RefSeq and is a predicted model, not a curated record. Gene Ontology annotation, cellular component: Golgi membrane. Gene Ontology annotation, molecular function: N-acetylneuraminate 9-O-acetyltransferase activity. Lineage: Eukaryota; Metazoa; Chordata; Mammalia; Carnivora; Ursidae. The transcript is spliced from 20 exons.
CUCCGCCGCGCACUGUUGUCAUGGAGGAACCAAGAUGGCGGCUCUGGCCUACAACCUGGGCAAGCGGGAGAUCAACCACUACUUCAGCGUGAGGAGCGCCAAGGUGCUGGCGCUGGUGGCCGUGCUGCUCCUCGCAGCGUGCCACCUCGCCUCCCGCCGCUACCGAGGCAAUGAUUCAUGUGAAUACCUUCUCUCAAGUGGCAGAUUUCUUGGAGAGAAAGUUUGGCAACCUCACAGUUGCAUGAUGCAUAAAUACAAAAUCAGCGAAGCAAAGAACUGCCUUGUAGAUAAACAUAUUGCAUUUAUUGGAGAUUCCAGAAUUCGGCAGUUGUUUUAUUCUUUUGUAAAAAUAAUCAAUCCCCAAUUCAAAGAAGAAGGAAAUAAGCAUGGAAACAUUCCUUUUGAAGACAAGAUUGCAUCAGUUAAAGUGGAUUUUCUGUGGCACCCAGAAGUUAAUGGUUCUAUGAAACAGUGUAUCAAAGUGUGGACCGAGGAUUCUGUUACAAAGCCCCAUGUGAUUGUAGCAGGAGCUGCCACAUGGUCUAUCAAGAUUCACAAUGGCAGCAAUGAAGCGCUUUCCCAAUAUAAAAUGAACAUUACCUCCAUAGCACCACUUUUAGAAAAACUGGCAAAGACUAGUGAUGUUUAUUGGGUCUUACAAGAUCCUGUGUAUGAAGAUCUAUUAAGUGAAAAUAGGAAAAUGAUCACUAAUGAGAAAAUAGAUGCCUACAAUGAAGCUGCAGUCAGUAUUUUGAAUAGUAGCACCAGAAAUUCUAAAUCAAAUGUUAAAAUGUUCAGUGUUUCCAAAUUAAUUGCUCAAGAAACCAUCAUGGAAUCAUUGGAUGGCUUACAUCUCCCUGAAUCAAGCAGAGAAACUAGUGCAAUGAUUCUUAUGAACGUGUAUUGCAAUAAGAUUUUGAAGCCUGUAGAUGGUUCCUGUUGUCAACCUCGGCCUCCUCUUACUCUCAUACAGAAGCUAGCUGCUUGUUUUUUCACUUUAUCUAUUAUCGGAUAUUUAAUUUUUUAUAUAAUCCAUCGUAAUGCUCACCGGAAGAAUAAGCCAUGUACUGAUUUGGAAAGUGGAGAGGAAAAGAAAAAUAUUAUCAAUGCCCCUGUGUCUCCAUUAGAAAUACUUUUACAGUCUUUCUGCAAACUUGGCCUAAUAAUGGCUUACUUCUAUAUAUGUGACCGUGCAAAUCUAUUUAUGAAGGAAAACAAAUUUUAUACACAUUCAACUUUCUUUAUUCCAAUUAUCUACAUCUUGGUUUUGGGAGUAUUUUACAAUGAAAAUACUAAGGAGACUAAAGUGUUAAAUAGAGAACAAACAGAUGAAUGGAAAGGGUGGAUGCAACUUGUGAUUCUGAUUUAUCAUAUCUCUGGAGCAAGUACAUUUUUGCCUGUGUACAUGCACAUCCGGGUUCUGGUUGCUGCAUACCUAUUUCAGACAGGGUACGGGCAUUUCUCAUACUUUUGGAUCAAAGGGGACUUUGGAAUUCAUAGAGUCUGUCAGGUCUUAUUUCGUCUCAAUUUCCUGGUAGUGGUGUUAUGUAUAGUGAUGGAUCGGCCUUAUCAAUUCUAUUAUUUUGUUCCCUUGGUUACCGUAUGGUUCAUGGUCAUAUAUGUUACUUUAGCCCUAUGGCCACAGAUAAUCCAAAAAAAAGCAAAUGGAAAUUGUUUCUGGCAUUUUGGCUUACUGUUGAAACUAGCCUUCUUGCUGUUAUGUAUAUGUUUUUUGGCAUAUUCUCAGGGUGCAUUUGAGAAGAUCUUUUCUCUUUGGCCAUUGUCCAAGUGUUUUGAACUGAAAGGGAAUGUAUAUGAAUGGUGGUUCAGAUGGAGGUUAGACCGUUACGUAGUCUUUCAUGGAAUGUUGUUUGCUUUCAUCUAUCUGGCUUUACAGAAGCGUCAAGUACUUUCUGAAGGAAAGGGUGAACCUCUUUUUUCAAACAAAAUUUCAAAUUUUCUAUUGUUUAUUUCAGUAGUUUCUUUCUUGACCUAUUCCAUCUGGGCUAGCAGUUGUAAAAACAAAGCCGAGUGCAAUGAACUACACCCAUCUGUAUCUGUGGUACAGAUUCUAGCCUUCAUCCUAAUAAGGAAUAUCCCUGGAUAUGCCCGAUCAGUUUAUAGCUCAUUUUUUGCUUGGUUUGGAAAAAUUUCAUUAGAGCUCUUCAUUUGCCAGUACCACAUAUGGCUGGCCGCCGACACAAGAGGCAUCUUGGUACUCAUACCUGGAAACCCUAUGCUCAACAUCAUCGUCAGCACUUUCAUAUUUGUUUGCGUGGCGCACGAAAUUUCUCAGAUCACUAAUGAUCUUGCACAGAUUAUUAUUCCUAAAGAAAACUCCUCUCUGUUGAAAAGGCGCUGGUAUAAAAUAACAUUGGCACCCUACCAUUCCAUUGAAAGAUAAGUUAACCAGUCACAAUUUUAAAGCUACUGCAGAUGGAUUAUUUCAUUCUUUUACUCUCCAUUGCCAAAAUGACAAAGCUGGAAUUCACUGAUGGGAAAGCUCUCUGUGUUUAUCACCCCGUCUCUUCUUAAUAUGAAUUCCAGCCAGGCCAGUCUUACUGUUCCCCAAAUAUCAUACUCUUCUUUUGUUCCCACUCUUUUCAUCUACCUAAAUCCAACUUAUUUCAAGAAUUAAGAAUUUAAGAAUUUGAACUCCACCAUCUCUUUGAAUACAAUACUUCCAUUAUCUUAUUUUUUUAAAACUAUUCUAGCACUAAUUACCUGGUCCCACUAUUUUGUCAUUUCUUCGAUUUCUUUAGUAAGGUUACAACUCCAGGGUCAAGGUUACAACUCCAGGGUCAAGAGGGUAUUUCUUCUGGGUAUAGUAAGGUGCUAGACACAAAGUGGACAUAAAGAGGCUUAACCAUCAGUUAAGGGAUUCUGGCUUGAUUUCUCCCAUCUUAAAAACAAAACUUCUCUUUAUCUCUUAUGUUCCCAAAGCUACUGCCUCAUUUAUUUUCUCCUAUAGACCUGAGCUGCUCUUGUCAAGAUCAACGAGAACCUCCAUAUUGCUAAAUCCAAUGAUCGACUCUCAAUCUUCACCCUACUUGACCUAUGCGCAGUAUUUGACCCAGUUGAUUUACUGCCUCCCUGUUCAGCCACCUUCACUAUGCUUCCAGGACAUCAUCAUUUCCUGUUUUCUUCUCUCCUCAGUAGCCAUUCCUCCAGUCUUGUUCCCUGGGUCCUCUUCCCACUCUCAGCCUCUAAAUUGCACUUCCCCAAAACUCAGACCUCAGACCUCCACACUCACUUCUUAAGAGAUAGCCCCUAGUCACACGACUUUAUCAUCUAUAUUCUGAGGACUACCAAAUUUAUAUUUCCGUCUGAACCUCUUCUCUACAAUUCAGACUCAGAUAUCCAACUGCCUACUUAACAUCUCCAUUUGAAUACCUAAAACGCAUAUCAAACUUAACAAGUCAAAACCAAAACUAAGCUUCCCCACUACUGGCCACAAAAACACCACGAUUUUUCUCUUCUCGGUAAUUGACAACUACAUCCUUCAACUUGCUCAGAUGAACAAUUUUGACUCCUUUCUUCUUACACCUUAACAUCAUAAAUUUUAGUAAAUCUUGUUAGCUUCAUUUUCAAAGUAUAUCCAUAAUUCAGUAAUUCAACCACUUUUCACCACCUCCAAUGUGAUCACCCUGUUCCAAAACCCCACCAGCUCUUUCCUGGAAUACUGUAAUGGCUUUGUUUUUUGCCCCAUAGUUAUGACCCGCUUAUACUUUUUACUUACCUAUCUUUUUAUUUUCCAUCCCUCCCCAUUAGAACAUGAUUUUUCUGAGGACAGGGAAUUUUCUGUUUUAUUCACCACUCUACCCCCAACUCUUAGAACAAUGCCUCUCUCAGUUAUUUGCUGGAUGAAUUCGUGAAUGCCGCCAAAAAAAUGGUGUCAAGCACUAACCCCACUUGAGGCAGGGAGGCAGUCAUACAAGGGUGAGACAGCUGGGAAAAAUACUUUUCUGUAGCCAUGGGGACAAGAGGCCAAAAAUAUACUUUCUUUGGCUGUUAGAAUGUUGAUUUGCAUUAUGUUAUUAAAAAAACGUAACUCACUCAUGCAGCCAGGUAAAUAGUGACUCUGGAGCAGGGUAAGGGUCUUUCUGCCCUCGACUGCAACUACCCUCAGAACUGAACACCAGCCAUACCACAUAGACCAUAAGUCUUUUUCUCACUGUGGCUCCAUCCUAUCAUUCCUCAUUUUCUUGCUUUACGCUGGGCCAGAUGUCAAUUGCCAUUUUGCCAUUGUACCUAUACGAUUAUUUUUCUUGUAGAAGAGAAUUAUUUCUUUGGACUCAUAUCUCUAUUGGAAGUAAGAAAAUGAAAAGCUGAACCAAGAAAGCCAUGUAUUUUAAAAAGAAAGAGAGAUUGUGCUUUUUGUGGAAGUCAAAAAUAUUCCUCUGUGUUUAAUAGGCAAAAAUAUAACUGUGUCAAAGAAUACAACUUAAAAAAUCAUUUUGAAAUAACUAAACUAAAAGCCAUUGCCAGUACUUAGAAAUGUAUAUGUGAGUGUCAGUAUAAAUAAAAUAAGAUUAAUGAAUUAAAUGAGCCUGACAUUUCAACAGGACUUGAUUUUAAAUGAAAAAUUUAAAAAUAAUAAUGCUGUGAAAUUCAGAUAUAUAUUAAGUGAAAAAAUUGCAUCAAAACAUUUUACAGAUGGUAACUUUUAAAAGCAUAUCCACUGAAUGUAGCAAAAAUUACAUGCCAAAAGAAAUAAGCAGAAAUUAUAGGCCAAAAAGAAAGAAGCUUUUGAAAAUAGAAGGCUAACUGGGAAAACGCUUAUCUUCAUCAGUAUAUCGAGAUAUAGCUGAGAACUUACAGAAAAAUGUAUGAAAGGUUCAUUUGUGACAUUUUCUAUUGCAGUUGAGAGCCCAGAUAUCAACAAUACCACCUACUUAGUUAUAUUUAUGUGUACUUUCAGAGAAAAUUCUAAGGUUACCAAGUGACUCAGAAACACACCUUUAUCAGUUUCAUUACUGAUCAAUUUGCUUGGAAAAAAAUCAUAACUUUUGAUCAAGGCUAAUAGUAACAUUAAUCGAAUUAUAAUUAAUGAGUAUGAUAACAUAGUGCUAUUGUGAUGAUCUGUGGACUUACAAAAUGAAACUAAAAUGAGUUUCGAAAGGAUAGAACUUAGGUCCACCCAUUUCAUUCCCUGGGAGUGAUUUUCUGCUAAGAUCUUAGGAUGCAUUCUGGACACAGUCAUUUAUAUCGCAAGGAGGAUGUGUUCCCUGGCUUGUGUUAUAGACAGGUUAGUGUUUCGCUUAAUAAACUGGAUGCACCACAUGGGAGUCUGCCAUAUCACAGGAGGCUGGGUGGCACUAUACUCAGAAAGGUUUGGAACUAUUGCAAGAAAUUUAAUUCUUCACAUCAUUCGAGAGAAAAUGACCCCGUUGGCUUAACUGCAAACACUGGAAUGAAGAUGGUCCAUCUUGACUGGCAGUUCAACCCAUCUUACCAGUUUGAAUAUUUCUCUGCAAAGACUUUCGAAACUGAUCGUGUAAAUAUACAACUCCAUUUGUUCACUCUUGAUAAUUGUGAUUUGGGGAAACUUACUUGGCAAUGUGUAUUUUGAUUCAUUCUUUCUUUCUUUUUUUUUUAAUAUUUUUGAUUCAUUUUCUUAUGCUAAAAAUGGUUUCCAGAGAAAGAAGUGGUAACAACUACAUUCUCAAAGUUGUGAGGUUGAAGACUGAAUUCUAGAAAUUCUUUGCUGGUUUUAAACCUUACAAAAAUUUAAUAACACUGUUUGACCUUUCCAUAUGAAUAGUGGUAGUAAAAAUGAGGAGACACAAGUGGAAGUUAUAUGACUGCCAUUUAAUAUGGUCCCAGAACCAAAAUAUGACAAAAUUGCAAUACCUGAAUUCUACAUGGACAUUAGGAAUAGUGGCCUUAAAAUAUAAAUCCUAUGAUGCAGAUAUUUUAUCCAUGUUCAAAAGUAACAAUUACGAAGAAUUUGGGAGAUUAUAAAACUGAAUGAAAUCACAUACUCCUUGUCUCUAAAGGAUUCAAAGGUAAAAUUAUACUAAAUAUCACAAUGAAAAAUCUGACAUUUGCAUCUUAGUAAAAAGAUGGUAUCAAGAUGCUUAUCCCAGGAAAGAAAACAUGUCCUAAUUAAUUUUCCCUUUAUUUUUAUUUUCAAAUUUAAAAUCUCUCCAAUAUUAUAAAUGUUUGUCAUAUCAAAGGCUUAUCAUACAGUAAAAAUAAAGCUCGAUUCGGUA